GCGUCCUGCAGGCCGGAGGCCUCCAUUGCGGCCGCCCAUACGUUUGGCGAUAUUUUUUUUGUCGCCUCCUUCGGCAGCCAGAGCUUAUUGCAGUUGAGGCGCACCAUGACGCCGCCGGAACGCCUACAAGCUGUCGCGCGGGCCUGCUAAUGGCCGCGAAGCGAAGAGGUGCCGGGGCCACGGAGGGUCGCUCAUGAUUUCUCUUGGAUGAUGUCGCUGGGGUGCUAUUCAGUUGCAAGGCCACAAAGCAUUUUAGUCAUAUGGCAGGUAGACCACACCUCGGUGGGCGUCUUUCGCUCGGUUGAAGCAGACGAAAAGGCAAUAGACAAGGGGGCGCCACGACAAGAACAGAGCAGGUGCGCGCGCAAAGGGUGGGCAAAGCAGCAAACGGGGGCCCGGGGAUCAAGAAAGCCGAAAAAUGAACCCCCCUUUUGAGGGGGGGGCAAUUUUGGCCCUUCCCCCGAUGCUACAGGGGGGGGGUAAAAUGGGC
This is a messenger RNA of Amoebophrya sp. A120, 490 nucleotides long. The record is from the annotation of a GenBank genome assembly. Lineage: Eukaryota; Dinophyceae; Syndiniales; Amoebophryaceae.